Messenger RNA from Quercus robur (English oak), 1973 nucleotides. RefSeq lists its product as uncharacterized. The record is from RefSeq and is a predicted model, not a curated record. The transcript has 3 exons. The coding region runs from base 635 to 1525 and encodes 296 amino acids. Lineage: Eukaryota; Viridiplantae; Streptophyta; Magnoliopsida; Fagales; Fagaceae.
GAAGGGAGAUAAAUUUGCUGUCUCUUUAACUAUCGACUCAGCGUCUUGGAAAGGAAAAAAGCGAACCAAAAAAAAGAAACAAAUUAGAGAACUCCCAAAUAAAGUCAAGUGCCUCUCUCCUGCUUACUCUCUUGCUAGUUUUUCUCUCUCUCGCACACGCACACACAAAUACUUUGGUUAUUUCUCAAUUUUCACCUACAAAUCAUCAUCUUCUUCGUCACACAUACCCUUUCAUUUCUCUUACCAUCUCUGUUCAUCUCCACACCUAUUCUUCUCCAAUCUUUCUUUCUCCAAUUCGCACCUCCCUCUCUCUCUCUAUCUCUCAAACUUUCUCCCCCCAUUGGAUCAUUCCACAACUCACAAACCAUUACAUUUUCUUUUCUUUUCUUUUCCACACCUUUGGGUUCUCUACCUUUCCUCCACCCGCUUUCUAAUCUCUGAUUCUGUUUCUCUGGAUUACCAGGGCCUGAGAUUGCUGUUCAUAGUUUUGUAAUUUCAUGGAGCUUUUGGUCGACCCCUUCUUGUUUCCUCAGUUUCUUAUUGUUAAAUAAUCCGAACUGGGUUGAUUUCUUUUUUCUUAAUUGUUUUCAUCAUUCACUGAUUGAAACGCUUGGUAGCUAGCUGUUCGUACAAUAUGCUGUCUCAGCAGCAAAACCCACCUGGGGUUUCGCUUUCUCUGCAGCAACAAAUGAAUCCCAACCACGAUUGCAUCCAAACAGAUAUCAAGUCCUUCUCCAUAAGAAAGUAUGCUCUUGCUUCUCGUCAAAAAGAUAUCUUUUGUAGUUGGCCAUUUCCAGAGAAAUAUUUGAAAAUCUGUUUCAAGCAUGGUAUCAGCAAUGUGUUGCCGCCCCUUGAACCUGGCGAUUCAGUUAUUCAGUCACUCAGAAGAGAUGUUAUGUUUAAGUCUUCCAAACAAGAUAACAAAAAGGCUGAUUCCAUUGACAAUAAAGCACCAGAUUUUGCCGAGCAGGAGAAGCUUAUUAAAGAUGAGUGUGAUUCAUACUCUAAUGAAGCUAUAUCAGAAGUUUCCAGCCAGGAAUGCCCUUUAUUUCCUUCUAGCAAUAGUGAUAAGCUCGAAGAAAACAAUUCCAAUAUUGCUUCUGAUUUCAUGGUUCCUAGAUUUAAACCUUCAACUACAAUGCAUAGUUUGCACCCCCAUGAUGAUCAGAAUGGUAAAUUACAGAUUUCCUCCAAGAGAAUGAGGCAUAAGCGAAAAAGACAUAAGGGGAAGCACAAGAAGCGGUCAAUGGUGGAUAUUUUAGCAGUAGCGAAGCAUUGUUCUUCGGAGGAACUCUAUAGAAUUAACCAAAUAUUGGGCUGUGCUUCAGAAAAAGCUCCUAAGCAUGGGGGUGAAGGAAAUGGAGGAAUGGCCAAUAUUGAGAAUAAUUGUGAAUCUGAAUUAACAGAUGACUGCUUGGACAAGGAGCUUCAAAAAGAUGAUUGUGCGGCAAAAAAAAUAAAUAUGUUGAGCAAAAAACGAUGGUUAGUAAAGUUCAAGUUCAGCGGAAGCAAAUCCAAUUCAUGAACGGAUUUUUUUUCCACAGUAUAUAUCAAGGCACCAAGUACUCUUAGUUGAUUAUGAAGUUAGCAGAUGACCUUUCAAAUUCCUACCAAUCACCAUCAAGUCCUUGCUAGGCAGUUGGAAUCACAUGGGUUGGGCAGCUCCAAGCCUCAUGAACAAUGUUGAGGAAAAGAGAAAGGCAAGCUCACACAGAAAAGUGCUGCAAAUUUUAGGAACCAAAUGUAUCACUGAGUUUUGUAUGAAAUGGGUGGAGACUAUCAAUGCAUUGUCAAUCAUAGUUUUUUUUAAUCAGAUUUGGAUCAUGAUCCAAUCUGUUGACUGGCCUAGGUGGACAGUUGUUGCCAUUUAUAUUCUAACAUGGGUGCAAAAAUAUGCCAAAUUUUGUAGAAGAACCUGAUCCCUUCAACAAUUAAAUUUCAUUUAUACUUCUUCAGAUGAAUUUCUUUCUUUC